Messenger RNA from Loa loa (African eye worm), 1167 nucleotides. RefSeq lists its product as hypothetical. The transcript is spliced from 8 exons. NCBI's taxonomy places the organism in Eukaryota, Metazoa, Nematoda, Chromadorea, Rhabditida, Onchocercidae. The record is from RefSeq and is a predicted model, not a curated record. Gene Ontology annotation, biological process: mitotic DNA replication checkpoint signaling. Gene Ontology annotation, cellular component: nucleus. Bases 1 to 1167 code for a protein of 388 amino acids. Gene Ontology annotation, molecular function: DNA replication origin binding; ATP hydrolysis activity.
AUGGUGAAAAGAAGAAAAAGACUCAAAUAUGCAUCCGAACAACCCUCGAGCAAUAGUAAACGCUUCAAGAGUGAAUCGGUACCGCACAAAGAUGAUAUUGAGAACUCAGUUCCUGAGAAUAAUAUUUCGGAGAUUUUAUAUGGCCGGGAAAAGGAAGUGGCUUUGCUGGAAAAGCUUCUCCAUGAAGGCAUAGUCAGUCAGUGUCCUAUAUCAGUCUUCGUAUCCGGACCACCAGGCACUGGUAAAACCUUGGUUGUUAAAACAGUCCUACAACAUAUGUUGUCACAGCACAGUGUUCAUUCUAUAUAUAUUAACUGUGCUUCGGAAAAUACUGAACGGGAUAUAUUAAUCGCAGUGUUAAACGAUUAUGGUAAAUCGAACAAAGGGCUUUCUGUAAAAAAAUUAUUUACGGAGUUUCACAAAAUGCUUGCCAAAAUGAGCAAACAUACUAUUCUCGUGCUCGACGAAAUAGAUUACAUAAUACCGAAAGAUCGUAAUUUUGUUUGUUCGAUGUUCCAAUGGCCUGUCCUUUAUGAGAAUAUUUCACUUAUCGGUAUUGCUAACACUUUAGAUAUGAUGGAAUUGUUGAAGCAUAAAUUGAAAUCUGUACCAGAACUGAUCGUUUUUGCUCCAUACACUGAAGUCCAAUUACAGUUUAUAUUGUCAAAGAAAUUGGAAACUAAUGAUGGUGGGAAUAUGAUCGAACUUUGCGCUCGAAAAGUGGCUGCGAUAACAGGAGAUGCGCGAAAAGCAAUACAAAUUGCGCGACGUUCACUUUCGAUACAUCUAUCAAAUAGAAAUACUUGUCGAAAUGUCUUUGGAACGCUAAGUAGUGUUUAUGGUUCUCCAUUGCUGCAAUCGAAAAUACCUCUACAGCAAAAAAUCCUUUUGGCAACGAUGCUUCGUCUCACUGGUGAAAAUUCCUCCAUCAUAGUUGAAAAAGGUUGUCUCUUGUCGACUUAUAAGAAACUAUGUGAACUUCUACUACUCCCAGCACUUGAAGUGGAUGAAAUACAGGAAGCAUUAUCAUUGCUUGAGUCACAGUCAAUUUUGAAACUGAAAUCUUCGUCAUAUCAAUUGCUGGUUGAUAAAGCAACAGCCCAUAAAAUGAUUGCUGAUUCUUCACUGCUUUCACAGAUUAAUAUAGUUUGUUUAGAUGAGAAUUAG